AUGUGGACUAAAUAUGGAAAAGAAAAGGCUCAAAUUCAUAUAACAAAGACUAGAGAUAGAGAAAUCAUUCAUAUGAUCCGAAUAAAGAAAAAUCUAUAAAAGGAUUAAAUCAGAUAAUUUUGUCAUCUAGGCGAUAAAAAGGUAAUUUUCAAUUUGAAAGACAGGAUUUUCUCGCUUUCUGGUCCAAUUAAUGAAAGUAAGCAAUCGAAUCAAUGCUCUAAGCGAGCACAAGGAAGCAUUUGCAAAAUAUGCGAUAGAAAAUUCAUUCUCUAUAGCAAUUACUCCCAUCAUUCCACUAGAAUUGAACAAUAAGACGAAUUAAUAGACUAUCAUUAUUCUUAAGUGACAGAAUUAAAUGAAGAAUAUGCUUAGAAAUCUGAGAAGCUUUAGGGUCUCAAAGAUAAAUUGACUAAGAAUCAUAACAAUUAUAUCUAAUUUGAAAGAGCGAUCUAGGCAUAAUUGGAUGAAAUAGAGCUUCAAGAAGACAAGUACUAGGAUGAUAUAAGUGACAUGAAGUUAAAACUAAAACUGAAAUCCUAGGAUUUAGAGCUAAAGAAUGAGGAAAUUACGAAUUUAAAGUCAUUAAUGAAGGAAUUAGAAAUAGGAAUCGAAAAAGAGAGACAUAUGUUGGAGCACAAAACUGACUAGAUAGUUAAAGUCAAGGAAAGCAUUUACAAUUAGAGAAUUAAGAAUGCUGUUAGUAGAUCAUAGGCUAUGCCAUUAAAAAAUGAGACAAAGCGAAGUAUGCUAAUAAGCAAUUAUCAGCCCGUGGACGAUGUAAUUGAGGAAUUUGAGGUAGUGGAUAAUGAAUUUGAAAACUAAGAACAUAGUGAUGACAACAUCUAUGAAUAGAAUAACAUCCUAUUUGAUAGAGUAUUUAUGAUAAAAGACACUCAAUAACAGCAAAUCUAAUAUGGAAUGGGAUCUAAUUAACAAAGUGGGCUGCAAAAUUAUACAUAGUAUAAUCCACUUUCGACUUAUGAGGAUAUUAACUAGCAAACAGUGAUGGGCAGCUUAAUUGACAACAAAAUUGAAGGCACAAGUAUAGUAGGUUUUGGUUCGAGACCAAGAGACAAAAGUUCUCUGAAAAAUACUUCAAUGAGCUCUCCAAAGACAAAUCACAGUAAAAGAGGAUAAAUGAAAAAUUUCCAGUAGCCCCAGUAGUCUUGCUGCAAACCAGGUUGCCUCAUCGUGUAAAUAAUUUGA
This is a messenger RNA of Stylonychia lemnae, 1206 nucleotides long. Lineage: Eukaryota; Ciliophora; Spirotrichea; Sporadotrichida; Oxytrichidae. The record is from the annotation of a GenBank genome assembly.